This is a messenger RNA of Gymnodraco acuticeps, 11197 nucleotides long. RefSeq names its product zinc finger and BTB domain containing 4 (gene zbtb4). Bases 2606 to 8224 code for a protein of 1872 amino acids. The record is from RefSeq and is a predicted model, not a curated record. Gene Ontology annotation, molecular function: DNA-binding transcription factor activity, RNA polymerase II-specific; RNA polymerase II cis-regulatory region sequence-specific DNA binding. The transcript has 3 exons. NCBI's taxonomy places the organism in Eukaryota, Metazoa, Chordata, Actinopteri, Perciformes, Bathydraconidae. Gene Ontology annotation, biological process: regulation of DNA-templated transcription.
UGAGCAAAAUUAAAAAAAAUCUCUGUUCUCCCGUUCGUCUCGCUGUAGAUCAGCCUGGGCUCUAAGAAAAGAGGCUCAGGGCUGAGGCCUGUUAAACCCUUUGAUUAAACAUGGGGAAAUGGUCGAAAUACAUGAUAUUUCCAUCUCGAAACAUUGCAUCGUGGAUUAUUUUCGACAUACUUUAGAAACACAUCGACUCUUGGGUUUUCCGUCCUGUGCAAUUUUGGAUCUAUGGGACUUUGUCUCAAGCCUCGGACUCGCCUCCGAGUGGUGUCCGGCAAGUCGAAUGGAUUUUCCGUACGCCCUAUAGGAAAGACUGGGGGAAGCCUUAAGUGUUCAUUCUACAUUUGUUUUCCAGCAGUUUUUCACGAAUUGUAUAUGAACAUGUUAUGCGUGUAAUAUAUAUGUAAUUGUUUUGUUCAGUUGUUGUUAUAUUUUCAAUAUAUUUGUUAAAAUUAUAAACGUUGUCGUAGGCCACGUUUCGAAAGCAGUCUGAUAUACUGUCUUUUUGGCGGUUAACGCUAAAUUACAUUACUUCGCUCAUUAUUUAAUUGGAAACUAACUUUAAUCACUCGAAACUGUGAUCAUUACAACUAAUAUACUAGCCAGCUGAGGACAGUUUUAAUAACAAAUGUAGCUUUCUUAGCAAUUAGAGCCAGGUUAGCUCAACGUAUGAUUACUUUGCCGACAACGACGGUAUGAUCCCAGCUUUCUGUAUUUGUAUCGUACCCAUGGACACUUAUUAUACAUAGUUAACUUGCUAGGCUUUCAUAUGAAUAAAUAUAGUAUUUGAAAGUUGGGUUUUGCUCAGAAGAUGCAAAAAAGUAAGCGAAAGGACCCGGAUGGUUUAGCCUCGGAAAGAACGCUGCGGGACCAAACGGCCAGCUAGUUGCUAGCAAUAGCUACGUUAGCUUAGUAAAUCGCCGGUUCUGCUAGUCUACCUUUGUCUUGGUGUUAAUGCUAUAGUACAAGAGUGUUCGUUAUAGCAGCAGAUAGGGUUUGUAUUGCGUUAUAACUUUACCCCGAGGUCAAAUAUAUAGGCUAUCUAAGCUAGCAUUGUUGGACUCCUCUAGCGCCCAACAUGGCGGUGUUCAACGAUAUGCUUCUUGUUGAGAAAGAUGGAGUCUGGGAUGUUCUUGUUGGCCAACUUGACUGGCCACAUAGCUGCGUAUUUAGAAAAUAAAUACAAAUGUUGAGCACCUUGAUAAAAUAAGGAGCGGCUCAGUGUACGUUUUAAAUUGCUAGUUUUAACGUGAUUGGAUAUAAAGUGUGGAUACGUUUCAAUAGUCCUUACUCUUCGUCGAAGUUGAAGCCAUUUUGCUAGCUAACUACGUUGAUAUUAGUCUGUUAUUGAAAGAAUAUGCCUGCUGUCUACUCAAUAAUAGGGUUUUUACAACUGAUUUUGCAGUGAAUAUGACAUUGGAGGCAUCCCACCCUUUUACUCAAUCUAAUGAUUACUUAAAGUUUAGCUGUUAUAGGUUAAAGUAAUUAUCUUGUCUCCAGGGACUUAGAGAUGCCAUUAGCUUGUUACACAAUAGAUUUAUCUGGUUAGCUCUCCUUGUUUACAGCACAAGGGAAGGGAAGACGUUUGCCCUGGGUUAAUGGCAAUAUUGUUGUCUAAAAGUAGAAGGGAACACUGUUAAUGUAUGGUCCUUUUUGAGAGGCAUACAUCUCUAUCUUCCCAAACAAGCAGUACUUUAUAUUUCCUUAGAACAAUAUGUUGCUCUUGGCAGGCAGUGCAUUCUUUCUCCAUUUUAAAGAAAUGAAAGUAACAUCUAACUAGUGCUGUUGUUUAUAUUUCAGUGCUAAUAUUGCAUAGGUAUUUGUAUACCUGAUAUUGUUUAAUUAAAUGUAAUUUAUAUGUAACAGUGCUCAGAAUGUUGACCCUGUGUGAUACAUGUUUUUACUGCCUUCUGUUUAAAUAAAGACACUGAACCAAUAUGGUGGACUGUGGGAUUUUUUUUAUUUUUGAGAAAAAAUUAAACAAUUAAUUUAAUCACAGUUGUUCUAAUAUCACUGUCAUGUUAAAUGGGACAGCUCAUCAAUGAUGUGCUGAUACCAGCAUGAACUUGCCUGUUUGCCCUCAUCUCUUUUUUGGUAGGUUCAGCACAGGAAGGAAACAAGAUGCUAGCCAAGAAGCAAGAACAGAUCCACAUCUGCAGUAUCCUUAUGGAGUCAAACCAUGUUCUGUUUUGAGUAAUUCAAAUUAAUAUAACACAUUUGUAUGCUAGGUUUGACAUGUAGAAGAAUGUGACAGUGAAUCACUUUGUUCACCAUGUGCCAUGCUAUACCAUGACUAUACAAAGGAUUCAUUAUUGACCAGCGGGCUCCCUCCUCUGGCUCAUAUUGAGAAUUGUCAGCGUUACAAAGACAUUGCACAACCACGUUUUCAGUGGUUUUCGGCGGGCUGUCAAAGGAGCUCCCUCUACUGCUGCAAGGAGCAGAGAGGUGUUCGCUCAGGACAGGCUCCAACACGCUCAGAUUUCCCUAUUCCAAGAGAGGUUUCCUCAAGUUACCAACUGUCCCGCCCCCAAGUCUGUAAGACAAUGCUGAGGGCUUAAACACCCAUUCAUCUGUUUGCAUGUGAGAGUACAAAUGUGUACAUAUGUCAUGCUUAUCUGAACACGUACUUUCAGAAAAUGCAUGUGUUGUGUUUUCACUUCAUCUGUCUGUUCUCAGAUUUCUGUGUGAAGGCUGCAGACAGGAAUUGCAGCGUUGUCCUUAUGAAACCCCUGCUUCCUCUUUAAGAAAACCACUGACAUUUGAACUCCUCGAGCAUCGUUUGACUACCCACUUUGAUCUCAGUCCAAGUCAGCUGGCGAGCAGAUUUCGGGGGCUGGUCAUGGUGUCCGGUGAAAAGGUGUGGGACCCCCUCCACACGGGCCUUAUUCAGUCACGUCUGAGUGAACAACACCUGGCUGCUGGGCUAACUCCCCUCUGCAAAAUCACACACAGUGCAAUUAAGGACACCACGUGCCAACAGAGUCGGCGGUUGUCACCUUUGUCUUCCCCGUCACCGCCAUUAGUGGCUGUAGACACCCUUCAACCGGCCCGGGACUCCUCACGCCUGCCUGUCAAUCUCCGCGGCUCAAGCAAGAUCGAAGGAUUUUACAAACAAGUCCACUGUCUUGGAGGGACCUCUCAUUCUGAAGAAGAGGAGGAGGAAGGGGAACCGGUGGAGAUGAAGGGUAAAAGGCACGUAGGCCGGGGAGAGGCCAUGAUGGAGGACAGGCUGGAGGACAUGGCCGACGGACCUAAAAAUGCAAAAAUCACCCUAAGCUUCCCACUUAGUGCCGCCCCCCUCCCAGCCUCCCUCACAUCUCCGAACCACUGUCGUAGCUCUUCCUCGUCCUCCCCUUCCCCUCACCGAAGGCGGCCAUCUUCCAAGAGCUCGGACGAGGGGUCGCUGUGGAAACUGGAUGCUACCAUGGACGUAAAGCACAGACCUUUUAAGCCCCCGAGGCGCGACAGCUCUCCGUCCUCUUCGCCUUCCUCCUCCUCAUCUCCCAUGACUGUUCAUGCACUUAGCAGGAAAGAUAUAAAAUCCCCGCCUCCUCUGAAGUGCUCCAAACUCAAUUCAGAGACUCAGUUCCACAGGUCUCCCCCGAGAUCUUCGGGCUGUUACGGCGGAGACGGGUGGGACGAGAGGCACAGGGUAACCAACAGCACCGCCUCCCCCUCUCAAACGGCCCAGAUCCUCUUCAGUCUGGGCACGUCAGCCUAUCAGAGAGGAGGGGAUACAGAGAGGAGAGAAAAAAGACCAGCUGGGAAAGUGGGAAGCCCUCACGGACCAAGUCUUCACCCGCCCCCCCUGCACCUCCCUCCUCCCUUACCGCCUCCUCCUCCUCCCCCGUCGGAGGAUCUUACCGACCCCCCUCACUCCUCAUCCUAUCCCCCCACAGCCAGCCUGAAGCCCGAGCUGAUUUGCGGUGUGUGCCAUCGGCUUUUCAGCUCGGCCUCCUCCCUGACAGUCCACAUGCGGCUGCAUCGUGGCAGCCGCGUCCUCAGUUGCCGCGUCUGUGGCAAAGUCUUCAUCCACAGCAAGAGACUGCAAUCCCAUGAGUCCUCCUGCCGGGUGCCAGGCCUUCCCUCCAACAGCCUUGGCCCCCCUCCUCUCACUGUGCAGCCAAAGGAGGAGCCGCUGGAGGAGGGCGAGGUGAGAGUGGAGGGGGGAGUGAUCGUGGGACAAUCAGAGAUCGGAAAGGUGCGGCAGGGGAAGAAAGCCCGGAGCCUCCUUGCACGUAUCCAAGGUGAUGAUGCAGCAGCCGCAGAGCUACUAGCAGGUGAUGAGCACCAUUUUGUGAAGGUGGUAGACGGCAAUGUCAUUUACUUCUGCUCCGUGUGUGAGCGCUCCUACAUGACCCUCUCCAGCCUGAAGAGGCACUCUAACGUACACUCGUGGCGACGCAAGUAUCCGUGCCACUUCUGCGACAAGGUCUUCGCCCUGGCAGAGUACCGCACAAAGCACGAGGUGUGGCACACAGGAGAGCGCCGCUACCAGUGCAUCUUCUGCUGGGACGCCUUUGCCACCUACUACAAUCUCAAAACACACCAGAAGACCAUCCACGGGAUUAACCCCAGCCUCAUCUCCAGCGAAAAGACAGCCAAUGGGGGUUACAAGCAGAAAGCGAACGCACUCAAGCUCUACCGCCUUCUUCCCAUGCGCUCCCAGAAGAGACCCUACAAGACUUACAGUGACAGUUUGCAUAAUGGCCUGCUUCUGCCACCAACUGAGACACCUUCCCUCUCCCUGCCCGGCUUAGGCUGUACUCUGGGCCCUGAGGACCUCCAAAGCCUCAUCAGCGGGGCCCACCCUCAGAGUGUAAAGCCUGACCCAGAUGACUUCCCUAAUGGCUUUCCUGUUUCCGUGUCCACUGAGGACGGGGACCUCUCUGAACUAACACCCCUCCCCCAAUCGGACAUGCCCCAAGUUAGAAAACAUGAGAGUGAGGCCCUGGAGUUAGAGCAGGGGAGAGGCAGCUUCAAAAUGUCUAGUAGCAGCAAAACCAAAACUCCCAAAACGGAUAGAGGCUCAGAAACAAGCAUGCCUUCUGUGAUAACAUAUGGCCACACGAAACCCUCUGUGAUAGUUCACGGAACAGCAGUGUCAUCCUCCGUCAUCAUGCAUAGCAACCAGGUCACCUCUGGGAGUGAAAAAAGCCCAGUGAGCAGCCAGUCCCCUGAAACCAGCAGCAGUUCACACAAAAGCAUUCCCAGAUCAUUCAAAAGACAGAGAGAUAGUGUAGAUAGACACAGAAAGAGGUCAAGAGGCAGUUCAGAUACAACAGAGGAGGACUCAAGAGGUAGACAGGGUGCGGAGACGGGCAGAUUAUCUCACAAAUCACGGAAAUCCCACAGCAAGAGCGACAUGUCGAACUCAAAGCUGCUGUCAGCGUCUGUAGGGUCACAGGUCAAAGAGGCGGGGCCAUUGUGCCAGAUUACUGUACGUAUUGGCGAGGAAGCAAUAGUGAAGCGCAGCAUCUCCGAAACAGACCUUAGGAGAGACAAGAGCCACUCUCCUCCAAAACCCAAACGGGGUGAAACGUCAUCAGUGCGGGAUGCCAAGGACACACGCCACUCACACUCCCACCACCAUCACCAUAAACACCGCCCCCACCGCAGAGUGGAAGAAGAGGGUGAUAAGGAGGGAGGAGAUUGUGAGGAGGAGGCAGAGCAAAAGAGCUCCAAAUCUCCUGAUGAAGUGAGGGAGUACUACUUCCGAAGGGAGGUGCGUCAUCAGGAGAGUGACCACGAUGAAGAGGAUAAUUUAUGGCGGCCUUACUACUCCUACAAGCCUAAGAAAAAGGCACAAGCACAUCUACAGAGGGUCAAGAGCUGGCAGAGGAAACUGAAGUUCAAGCGCUCCAUCCGGUUGAAGAGGAGGACAGAUAGAAUCAAGAACCAUGUGAGUAAAGAAACGGAGAAAUCACAAGACGAAGAAGACGAAGAAGAAGAAGAAGAAGAAGAAGAAGAGGAAGAGGAAGAGGAAGAGGAAAUGGAGGAGGCUGAAAAAGUGUCGAAAUCUAACAGAGACAUGGGAGAGGGGAAAAAGAAAGAUGAUCUCUUUGCCCCGUUAAAGGAGAAAAACAAAGAGGCAGAGGAACAAGAGGCAGAGGAACAAGUUGCAGCGGCCCGUCAGGAGGUUUCCACUCCUCCUCUGCACUCCCCAAAGCCUCCUCCCUCUACCCCAGCGGCUCCUACGGGAAUAAAGAGGCGGCCUUGGACCAAUGGGAACGCAGCAGAGUGUGGAACAUGCGGCCGCUGGUUCUCAAGCCCCAGGAAGCGAGACAAACAUGAGCUGAACCAUCUGCUGGAGUUUGUGUGCCUCUUCUGCCGGGCCACUUUCCCCUCAAGGGAUAAGUUGGAGGACCACCAGAGAGCCCAGCAUCCCAAGCCUGCUGAAGCCCCCACCGUACCCCAAAACGAGGAACGUGGCCAACAAGUUGAACCUGUGCCAGAGAUUGCAAAUGAAGAAAAAGGGGCGCAAAUAGGGAGGAAUUCAAGUCCGAGUCGCCUAAGCAGAAGAGCGCUAUCACGACACACCUGUCCGCAGUGUCACAAGGUUUGCAAGACAUCUUCAGCGCUAACUCGCCAUAUCCGACGCCAUGAGUUAAGCAGUUCCCCAGAGAGAGAAAAGGAAGACAGAGAUUCAUCGCCAAAGACGACUGAGACAGUUGUUAACACUGUUAGCAGAGACCUAGAGACGGAAAAAGGCCCCAGUGCUCUCUCUGUGUCAGUUAUCAGCUAUUUAACACCAGACCCGCCCAGCAGUACUGACUCUGUGGCAUCACGGCAGCGUGAAGACCCCCUCAGUGAACCGACACGCGAACAUCACAUGUCAGAAUCCGGUGACAAACCUGAGCUCACACAUCCGGUUCUAGAGCGAGAGCCCAGUCCAGACCCUCCAUUAGAAAGCCCAGUAACCCCUACUCCCACUAAAUUCCCUCCUGCCCCACCCUCUACUCUCCAGAGUGUGCUGGUCAUGAAUGGACCUGAAUGUCUUGACUACCGCACCCCCGGGAAAAAGAGCCUAGACAGCCAGAUCCACAGAAUACCCAGCCCUGUGCACAUCGUGGCAUCCAGCAACACCUCUCAAAAUGUGCCCACAGCGUCACAGACCAGAAUAACCACUGCUGCUCCUCCUGUUUCCAUGACAACAGCUCUCAGCUCCGAGGGGGGAUUUAUGAAACGGGAUGGGGUCAUUAUGGACAGAGAGAGGCAGGGCGGGAGCGGGAUAUUUCGUCACAUGGUUUACGAGGAGCCCCCUCGGGUCCAGGAUCUCAGAGUUCAGUCGCUGUCCAGGAGUCCCUCUCCCGACGAAGCACAAGACCUGACCAUGUCCUCCAUUCUAGCGAGAGAGAGGGAGAUAGAGAGACAGAGAGAAAGGGAGAGGGAAAAAGAGAUGGCGAGGUCCCAUCAAAUAAGUAGAGAGAUUUCAGAUUUCCAGAUUUCUCUGUUGGUCCCUAAAGAGGAGCCCUUGAGCCCUGUGCCGUCCCCCCAGCAUAUCCCCCCUCAAACCACUAUGAAUGGAUCCUCGUCACACAGGCACACUCCCAAAUCCCCCUGCCGGUCCCCCUCAACUAUUGGCCUCAUAGCUCAGGCCAAUCGCCAGGUUCACUCCAGUUCACAAGGCCUCGACAGACUCCCCCUGCCCACUGGAGCAGCUGGUGCGUGUGAGCGCCCCUCCGCCCACGCUCUGCUUCUCCCCCGGGCCCCUCAACCACCUGAGCCGGAGCACCACGAUACCGUAUCUUCCAGAGAUAGGGACGCCACCCCAGUGGGCUACCAUUCCCAUAAUUACCCCCUGCCCCUUAUUGUGCCGGACAGCUACCACUCCAGUAAAAACCAGGAGGAAAACCUGCUCAUGUCCUCCUAUCCUGCUGGAGCUCUUCCUUUCGGCCCACUGGGGAAAAUGAUGGUCCCGAGUGGCGGGGACUUGGCUAAGCUGCCGUUUUAUCCGGACCCUUACCAGCUGCUCUACGGACACCAGCUGCUGGCCUACCCUUACAACCUGGCUGCUCUUCCUGUGACUCUGAACAUGAUGGCACCUGGGGGGGACAAAGUGGAGCCUCUGCCUUUCCUCCCGGCCAUCUUCAACUACGCAGCCACCGCCGGCCCCUACAUGGGAGCAGCCCCUCACCAGUUUAUGGCAAACCCAGGGCUCUACAGCAGCAGCAGCAGCAGCGGCGGCAGCAAGAAGCCGCGAGACAGCAGCAAACCGUAGGACACAGAAGCACUCUGAGGAAUAUAUUUCAGUGGUGACGGCCUGGCCUGUUAAGGAUGGGAUGGGAGGGGAGGGGUGGGUGCUCACUGGGUCACUGAGUACACUCGCACAGCAUCCCUGCCUCUCUUUCAAUGAGUGGAGAUCAGAGCUAGGCAUUAAAUCUGGAGUAGGAUGAAGGGAGGAGAAGGAGCAGGGAGAGGGGCCAGUGACGUAUCCCCUCUCUUUACUCCCGCUCACCUUUCUCAGCGUCUCUCCUGUCUUGCUGUAGUGUGUCGUAGUUCUAGAGCUUGAUUAAUCUUCCUCUCUGACUCAUUAUAUUAUCAAUAACAAUAAGAACUGCUAACAGGGUGUGUGUUGUGUGACACAUUAGUUGAUUCUGCUUCCCUUUAUAGCCACCAUGUUACAAGGAUAAACAGUCUUCAGGGAAGGCUUGUGGAUGAGAUCAGGAUAAGGGAUGAAACAGAAUAGUCCUUACUCAACACAGCUGGCGGUGGAGUGUUAAGCAUCCUUAUUUGUAUGAGUGAAUGAGAAUGAAGGUGUAUCCUGUCAUUAAAUUGUCCAUGACAAUAUGUACAUGCACAUGCGAGCAGGAAUGUGUGCAUGCGGAGGUGGGCCUUAGCAGGUAUGACUGUGUACACUUUGAAGUGUGUGUUUUGGAGUAUGUGUGUGAGUGCCUAGAUCAUUCCGUGUGAGACUUGCACAGCAUUCCUCCUAUUUGGAAUGGCUGCUGUAGGUCAAUGUGUAGAAGUGCAUUUAGAAGUGAUUCUUCAUAUCCAAAUCAUUAAGAAGUAAAUGCUAUGGCUGGAUGCGAGUCUAUGACAAUGACAGAUCAUUUGAGCUUCUAAUGUCUCGACUAACCUGGCGACUUGGGGGCCAAAUGGCACUGUAGGAUCUUUAUAGCAUUCACCAUAGUUUUUAUAUUAUGUGCACAAAAAUAGAAAAAGUAGAGGUCACUUUAUGGGGACACUUGUAGCUGCUUGGGAUAUGUAGCUGGCCACUGGGUUAGAAAUAAAGGCUGGUAGGCCAUUGCACUUCCGCUUCUCAUCUCAUUUCCUUCAUGUAAAAUAAGGAAAAGAAUACAAACCAGUCAGCCUUCAUCUUGUAUAGCUUUUUCCUCUUUGAUUGGAAGAGAAAACGGCUCCAUUUCCUAAGCCAGAAAGAAGAAAGUGACAGCAAGGAAGGAAAAAGACAAAUGGAUUCAGGGUAUUUUCUGUAUAGGAAAAGAAUAUAUGGGCACAAAACUGUUGGACUCUUGAGUCAGAAGGACCCACAGAAAGGACUUUGGGGACAAAAAAACGUCCUGCUCCCCAACCGAGGGGACUGAGGGGUGUUGGGAAUAGCCUGGGCUAUUUCUCCUCCUUCCCUUAUUACUAAAAGGUAGGAAAAGGCUGAACUUAGCAGCCAAAGCGGUGGCCGAAACCCCCCCAGGUGCCCUCCUGGGGCCUUUUUUGUUUUACGUGUAAUGUUAUCUUUAUAUGUUUGUUUUGUUAAACUAUGUUGUUGGUUAUGUUGUUUAGCCCUUUUACCAGAUGGAAAUGGCUUCAGUGAAAAGGGCGAGUAAACUUUAAAAUAUGAAUGUAAAUGUAGUCAUGAGGUUAAUGAAGUACAGCUGCAUUAAUGGUAGAGAUCGUUCUUUUUUUUCUCUCUUUUGACACAAAUAACCUGUUAAAGAAACCGUAUAACGUCUGGUAUGCAUAUAUACAGUAGUCCUAGGAACAUGUCAGUAAACUUGGGUUCUGUAUCCACAAAGCAUGAGCAUCACUUGCUUCCUAACCGUUUAUAUCCUCAGCAGAUCUGGCAUUGUGCACACAGCUUUUGUUUCCGUUUCCUUCCUCUGGAGAUAUUUCUGGCCUCUUCAUCCUCAUACCUUUUUUCAUUUUUUGUUGUAUUCAUUGUAGACAAUUCCAUAAAACAUGGGGCCACAUUUACUUCUCACAGUCACUACUUAGGAGAAUUCUCCUUCUUCCCUCAAACACACACUCGCACACCUCUGAAUGAAGUGCAUAUGUUUCAGUGUGUGUGCAUGUGUGAUGGUUCUCUGGCACCUUUUGGAUCAGACAGGAGUGUUCAAACACAUUGUGACCAACUGCAGGGAUGCACAAACAUCCCCCUUGGGUGUGGUUACAAGCCUUUUGCGGGUAGCCGUACGUACGUGUUUUGUGUACGAGAGUGAGUGCCUGUGCGAAUAUGAAAACCAAAUUAAAUCUGCCGGAGCAGCAGACCCCUUGGCAGUAUAUGGGCCACUUGUUCUUUUUUUAUUUUCCUGUGGGUUAGUUUCAGUGUAAAAAAGCCUUGCUGUCUCCAAUACACUAUCUCAAGCCAUUCCUUCUAGAUGGACAUGUUUGUGUUUUGGACCAUUUCUUAUGCCAUAGUUUGCCAUCAUGGUUAUCAUACAAACCAAAAGCAUGCAAAUCGACGUAUUGUAGUGACCGAACUGGAAUCUGGUGGUAAUAUAAGACUACUCACUGUAUGUUUUCGUUUUUAAUGAAUGUGCCUCUGCUUUGAUAUUUAAAUAAUUAUCUAUAGUAUGAUGUGAAUCUGCCAGAUUUCAACUGUUAAGGUGCCUUGUUAUGGCAUAAGAAAUAUGAAUAGCAAAUGAAGCGCUUUCUUGAGAAAUGACGAAGAGUUGGAGAUAGAUUUCAUGGCUUUAUUUGCUAUGAAGCUGUUCAUAGACGUAGGGGUGUGGCUAAACUGUUUUGGUAUCGUGUACAUGUCUAGGGUAAUACUGUGCCAUAUAGAGCCCACAAAAUAUGUUAAUGUUAUUUUUAAAAGAUGUUUUAAUGUUGCCUGAUGACUUUGUCUUUAGAUUUGAUACAAAGGCUUGUAGCCACAGCUCUCCCAAAGUCUGUAGUCUCCUUUUUCCGACAUUCUUCCUGUUCUCUCUCUUUCCCCCUUGUUUCCGUCUCUCCCUUCCUUUAUCUUUGCUGCAAUCAAACAAAAUAAAGUAUUAACCUGAUGACCCAAUGAAAUCAA